CUCAGCUUGUUCCAGUAUUUUAAGUAAUCCAAUGUAUUUGAGCAUGUUUUUUCCUACGCGCCGAGCAAACUUGCAUCUGCUUCCACCUGAUGUCUUUGAGCCCUCUCCUUCCCCGUAACUCACUGCUGCAUCAUCUCCCCGUAGUCCCUCAAACACAGCAGCAGAUCCCCGCGGGCUGGCCAGGAGACAGACCUCCGCCUCUCGGAGCGACGGCAAUAAGAAACUUUGCAGCAAACGCUUGCGAUGCGUUUCCUCGCCCAAGAGACCUGCGUGUGCAUUCUUGGUCUUGUUUUUCUCUCCUUUGCACCCUCCAUUUGUGAUAAAAUGCAGCUAUUGAUAGGGUUAGGAGUAGAGUGGAGAAAAGUAAGGGAGAGGGAAAAUGUGACUGUAAGUAUUCGGAAGCAGAUAAACUCCAACAUGCCAGUCAGCAUGGGAGACAAUGUUUUCCCAAAGGGAAUAGGAGAACACGCAUCUUCCUUUUAUAUGGUACGAAGGGUUGGGUAUACAAAUACUCCGAUAUUUCUACCUCAGUUUUUAACAAAAGAUCAGGAAACCAUUUUGUUUGAAAGUGUUUUUUAGCUACAUAUAUUAUAGAAGAGUAUUUUGGCUAUGAACAUAGCCCCUUCACGUUUGGGUAUUAAGUCCUUUUAUUCUGUCAAAUUACUCACGAUUAUUUUACUAACAGCUCACAUGAGCAUAUCUCAUCUGCCAAAGUGGUUCAAACCCAGUUUUUUAAGCUUCCACUACCACCAUUAAUGAUUAUCCAGGCAAGAAAUCAUUGUUUUUCUUCAGCCAGAAAUGUUUUAGGAUGCUGCCAAGUCUUUUGGAGUAAUACACCAGGGCACGCUGGCAGCUGUUGGUUUCUCUCUCCUCCCACGAAUAUCCCUGACGGUGACAGUUCUCUGAGCGCAUGUCCAAGGGUUUGUUCUUUCAUAACUCCAAGUUGCCUUCAGUUGACACCGAUUUCAGGAUGAGCUCAGCCUGUACCACAUCCAGGAGUUGCUCAACACUUCUUGGUGUGAAGCCUACAGCAGAUUAGAAUUACAUGCAAAAAGCUUUUGGUGAUUUUAAAUGAUGAAGUUGUCAUUUCUUGGACAUUAAGGCUGCCCAAGCCAAUGAGAUCAUGCAGCCUGAUCUUCCUGUUGCGUUUCAUAACUGUCUUCCCCCAGUUUAAAGAUUUGAGUCGGUAUAUAUUUCAGCUCUCCAAAAUAAAUAGUGUAUCGUAGGCAGAAAGCAGGGGUGGUGUCAAUGCCUGUACAAGAACAGACCAGUCUGUGGGGUCUUUGCACCGCGUUUCAGGAGGCAAAGUACAGCGCGCGCUGCAGACGUGCCACAGUGGGAAGUGCACCAGCUAAGCACCGGAUACCACACCCGCGAUGCAUCAGAAGAAGGCAGAACAGUCCCUGGAAGCCAAUUUAGCAGGAGUAUCCUUACCCCCUCCAUGCAGAAACCUUGAAGCAUGAAAUAUUGGUUGUAAUCAUUGCCUCAAUGCUGAGCUGCAAGGAUUAGGAGUACGCUGAGGACGGUGCAAGUCUUUCCAGUAAUUAAAAGAAUUGUAGAUUCAGAGAUGAAGAGACUUCAGAGAAAUAUGAGCAUAUUCCAGCAAACAAAAAUUCUCUUGUGGAAGAAUGUGCUUAUCAAAUGGAGGAUGAAAAUGCAGAGCUUUCAGGAGUGGAUGCUGUCUCUGCUCUUUCUGCUUCUGAUAUUCAUAGUUAGUGUGUUCACCAUGGAUAUCCGUCAUCCGGAGGUGCCUUACACCUAUCUCGGACAACUCGACGAUCCUGCCUAUGAUGCUACCGGGGUUACUGUUGCUUAUACGCCCGUAACGGUGACCACAAGGCAGAUAAUGAAUAAGGUGGCCUUGGACUCUGUAAUGUUAGGUAUAAAAUUAGAGGCACUGGAAAGUGAGAGCGCCCUGGAGAAAGCAUGGAUUUCAAAUAACAAAAUUAUAGGAGUUGUAUUUAAAGACAACUUCUCCUAUCACCUCAGGUUUCCUGCUGGGAAUGUGAUUAUUCCAAAUGAGAACUUUGGAUACAUAGAUACCUGUUAUAAUUUCUCAUCACAGUACUGUCACAGCCCAAGGUAUUGGUACAAAGGUUUCCUGUCCCUGCAGUCCAGUAUUGAUGCUGCUAUUAUAGAGGGGGUGGUAAAUCAUUCCGUGUGGGAAGAAAUGAAAUCCAUUGCCGGUGUCCGUAUGAGAUCCCGGAGCGUCAUCUCCUCAAUUACUUUGGAGUACAGUUAUUUCAUGAUUACUAUAGUGAUGUGUUUCUCUUCAUUCAUGCAUUUUUUAUCAAUGAAUAUUGUAAGAGAAAAGAAGAAGCUCAAAGUACUGAUGAAGGUGAUGGGAUUACAAGAUAUUGCAUUUUGGCUCUCCUGGAGUUUGUUGUAUGCUGUCUAUGUGCUGGUCAUGUCCUGCCUGCUGACAGCCGUCACUGUGCAGGAUGCUUUCUACCUUAGCAGCUUCCCUGCAAUCGUACUGCUGUUUUUCCUGUAUGGCCUAGCAUGUGUCCACUUUGUUUUCCUGCUCUGCUCCCUCUUAAGGAGUUUUAAGCUCGCCGGCUCCAUGGGGUUCCUCUUCAUCUUUGUCUUUGGAUGUUUAAGCCUCGCAGUACUGGUAGAAAAUAUUCCCAAACCUGUCAAGUGGUUUCUCGAUCUCUUUUGUCCUUUUGCAUUUAAUGCUGGAAUCGCAAAGAUUUUCCAUUUAGAAAAAUAUGGAAUAGGUUUCUAUUUUUCUAACCUUAUGGAGGAGUCAUACUUUUUACUUUCAACUUACGUUAUGCUGAUCUUUGACUCUGUCUUGUAUCUGCUGUUAGCUCUCUACUUUGAUAAAGUUCUGCCUGGCAAAUACGGCAUCCCCGAUCCCCCUUUUUUCUGCCUGAAGCCCUCGUACUGGAUGAAGAGCAGGAGAGGCUCCACCGGAGAGAGGCCCCAGGCUGCCGCGAGCCCUGAGGAGCUGCUCAGUGAUGACGUAGAGCCAGUGCCCCCCGAAUUCAGGGGGAAGGAGGCCAUCAGACUCAACAAUAUUAAAAAAGUUUAUAAACAGAAAGAUAAGAAAACAGAAGCCUUAAGAGGUUUAUUUUUAAAUAUUUAUGAGGGCCAGAUCACUGCCUUGCUUGGCCACAGUGGGGCUGGAAAGACGACACUGUUAAAUGUGCUCAGCGGACUUACCUUACCUUCUGAAGGUUCUGCAAGCAUAUACAACUCCAAGCUAUCUGAAAUAGGAGACAGGGAAGAAAUUAGAGAGAUGAUUGGCAUUUGCCCACAAUUCAAUGUCCAGUUUGAAGUUUUAACAGUGAAAGAAAAUUUGCAGACUUUUGCUGAAAUCAAGGGCAUCAAGUCCAAAGAGGUAGAGCAUGAGGUACAAAAUAUUUUGGAAUUGCUGGAUAUCAGCAACAUUCAAGACACUCAAGCUGAGAAGCUGAGUGGUGGACAAAAACGAAAGUUAUCCAUUGGAAUAGCCAUGCUUGGAAACCCCCAGGUUUUGUUACUGGAUGAGCCGACGGCUGGAUUGGAUCCCCUUUCCAGGCAUCAGGUGUGGAGCCUCCUCAAGGAAAACAGAAGUGAGCGAGUGAUUCUGUUCAGCACCCAGUUCAUGGACGAGGCCGAUAUCCUUGCAGAUCGCAAGGCUUUUAUCUCACAUGGGAGGCUAAAGUGUGUUGGUUCUUCUCUGUUCUUGAAGAAAAAAUGGGGGAUUGGCUAUCAUUUAAGGAUCCAUGUCAGUGAGUCUUGUGACUUAGAGAACGUGACAGCUCUGGUUAAACAGUACAUCCCAAAUGCCAUAUUCUCAGGACACAGUCAAUAUGAGCUGAGAUAUAAACUGCCAUUGGAAAAUGUGAACAAAUUCCCAGAUCUGUUCAGUGGUCUCGACAGUUGCUCUGACCAGGGAAUUAUCAAUUAUGGAGUUAACAUGACAACCCUGGAAGAUGUCUUCCUGAAACUGGAGGAAGAAACCACAGUUGAUCAAGAAGAUGACCAUGCUUCUGGUGAGGAGUGGGCAGAUGCAGGAACAAGGUCCCCGGAUGAGCUGGAGCAGGGUGCCCUGCUGCUCUCGGAUGUUGUAGAGGCAACUGUGAGUGACAUGGCUCUCUGGAGGCAGCAGGUCUGUGCCAUGGCACGAGUUCAUCUCUUAAAGCUUAAGGGUUCAUUGAAAAACCUCGGGUCAAUUUUGCUACUCUAUGUGGUUUUUCUGCUUCCUGUGGUUUUACAAAUGGCCAUGGUUGCUGCAUGGCAGAGUGUAAGUGCCUGGGAGCUGUCAUCUGCACAGUAUUUUCUUCCACUUGGCAAGAAGGCUCACUUGGAGACUACCACCCUGCUCAUCCUCAAUAAAACAGGAUCAGGCAUUGAAGACUUUAUCCACACUCUAGAGAGUCAAGAUCUAACAGUGGAAAUAAGAAGUGUGGAAAAUAUCACAGAGGAGCUAAAACAUAACGGGGCUAUAACAGUGUCUCGAGAAGGCCAGAACUACAGGUUUACUGUAUUAUGCCACAUGGAGGCCAUCAACUGUUUUCCAGUGCUUGUGAACAUCAUAAGCAAUGCUUUGCUGAGAACUUUCAAUUCUACUGCACAUAUUCGGAUUUGGAAUCAUCCAUUUUUCUCUGUAGAUAAUCCACGAUUCUGGGAUUAUUUUGUUUCUUUUUACCUCAUUUAUAUGCUGAUUUUAUUCCCUGGUUUUCCUGCUCACUUUGCAAUGGGCUACCUCCAGGAUUACAAGACAGGAGCUCGCUCCCAGUUGCGGGUUUCCGGGCUCUUGCCCUCAGCAUACUGGUGUGGCCAGGCACUGGUAGACAUCCCUCUGAGCUGGCUUCUUCUCUUCUCAAUGUUUGGGCUUCAGUUUGCAAUGAGUAGCAAGAUUUCUGGGAGCGGCAGCAGCCUUUUUUUGCUGGUUAUGACUAUUUUUGGCUAUGGAAUGUCUAUUGUUCUCUUCAUCUAUUUGAUCUCCUUCCUGUUUCGCAAAGGGUGGAACUGUGAUUUUUGGUCUUUUAUCCUAAUAGUGGUAGGUUUGGUUUCUUUUGUUAUCAGCAAAGUUAUAGAUUACUCACUGGAUCCUAGAACUUCCCUCUAUAUCAUGUCCGUCUUGUUUCCUAUGCAUCCACUACUGGGCUUUGUGGUCAACAGCCAGCAGAUUUUUAUAGAAGACUCUGAAAUAAUUGACGUGACUUCAAGGAAUGGUGUACUAAUAGCUGUCUUUGCACCUUAUAUCCAUUCUGUGGGUUUCAUUUUUCUACUUCGAUAUUUGGAGAUAAAAUAUGGAAGAGCAGUUCUGAGAAAGGACCCAAUAUUUAGGAUUUCCCCAAGAAAAGAGACCAGCCUCCAGAACCCUGAGGAGCUAGAAGAAGAAGAUGAUGAUGUUAAAGCUGAAAGAACAGCAGUGAGAAAUGCCAUAGCAUCUCCAAGUCAGGAGGAGAAAUCAGUUGUUAUUGUCAGCAAUCUGUGCAAGGAAUAUAAAAUAAAGAAAGCUGGUUCUGUUUUUAAGAAGAAGAAGAAAACGGCAACCAAAAAUAUAUCAUUCUGUGUUAAAAAAGGAGAAGUAUUAGGACUUCUGGGGCCCAAUGGAGCUGGUAAAAGCACAGCUAUCAAAAUGAUUACUGGAGAGACGACACUGACUGCUGGGCAGGUGCUGAUGCUGAGGAGAGACGGAGCAAGCUCCCAUCUUCAGGACCACGCACCAGAUUUCCUGGGGUAUUGCCCUCAGGAGGACCCACUCUGGCCAAACCUCACGGUUCAAGACCACCUGGAGGCCUAUGCUGCUGUGAAGGGAGUGAGGAAGGAGGAUACGGCUGCCGCUGUCAACCGAAUAGUGAACGCUCUGGAGCUUCAGGAGUAUGUAAAAAAAAUCGCCAGAAAAUUAUCUGUGGGGAUAACUAGAAAGCUGUGCUUUGCGUUGUGCAUGCUGGGUAACCCCACGAUCCUGCUCCUGGACGAGGUGUCGACCGGCAUGGACCCCAGCGGGGCACGCCGCGUCUGGAAAAUGAUUCGUGCUGCGCUGAAAAACAAGGAGCAAGGAGCAAUUCUGACAACACACUACAUGGAGGAGGCGGAGGCGGUGUGCGACCGGGUGGCCAUCAUGGUGUCCGGGCAGCUACGGUGCAUUGGCUCCAUUCAGUAUCUGAAGAACAAGUUCGGCAAAGGUUACCUACUGGAAAUUAAAGUCAAGGACCCAGAACACGCUGAUCUUCUGCAUGCUGAGAUUUUGAGGAUUUUCCCAAGCGCAGCCCGUCAGGAGCGGUUUCCAUCUUUGCUAGUCUACAAGGUCCCAAUGGAAGAUGCAUUGCCUCUGUCUCAGUCUUUCUCCAAGCUAGAGGAAGCCAAAAGAGCCUUCAACCUCGAGGAGUACAGCUUUUCCUUGAAUACUUUGGCUCAGGUGUUUUUGGAACUCUCCCGAGAGCAGGAGAAGGAUAAUUUUGAUCUAAGUUUGGAUGGAACUUUUGAAUGGAAACAACUUCAGCAGGAAGAGAGUUAAAGACCUGAGAUGCUCAUUUAUACAAUUAUUCUCUAUAAUCUAAAUGAUUUGAUACUGCACGUAUUUACUACCAUUAUCAGCAUAACGAGAAGAGGAACAGGCUCUCUUUCCAGAGAGUGCAAGCCGAGGGUUACUCUCCAGUUCAGAAGACUCUGCGGAUGUCUGUGUGGAGCCCUACUCCAUAUUUCCAGUGACUGACUGAUGAAAUAGUGCCCACACUAGUGAGAGCUGUUGUCAAGCAGAGCAGAUCUGACAGAGGCAUAGGAAGCAAAGGGACCAGAAAGAUGUGCAGAAAAAAGGGUCGUAACCUGUUUCUGGGAUCAAGGCUUUGUUUUGCAUGGUGGAUCUGGGCACAUCAGGGAAACUGGCCAUGCUGUCAGUCUUUUGGGCUCAUCUCCCACCAACUAACACAUGUGGAACUAUUUGCCUGAGACUUGUUUAAAUAUAUCUUAUUAAAAUUUACACUCUAUUUUUAUAUCCUACCAAUAAAUGUCUUUAUAGAAACUGUGA
Molecule: messenger RNA, 6970 nt
Organism: Rhea pennata
Lineage: Eukaryota; Metazoa; Chordata; Aves; Rheiformes; Rheidae
Product: ATP-binding cassette sub-family A member 10-like
Biological process (GO): transmembrane transport; lipid transport
Cellular component (GO): intracellular membrane-bounded organelle; membrane
Molecular function (GO): lipid carrier activity; ATP binding; ABC-type transporter activity
Source: RefSeq, a predicted model, not a curated record